Molecule: messenger RNA, 6066 nt
Organism: Lampris incognitus (smalleye Pacific opah)
Lineage: Eukaryota; Metazoa; Chordata; Actinopteri; Lampriformes; Lampridae
Gene: prox1a
Product: prospero homeobox 1a
Biological process (GO): regulation of transcription by RNA polymerase II
Cellular component (GO): nucleus
Molecular function (GO): RNA polymerase II cis-regulatory region sequence-specific DNA binding; DNA-binding transcription factor activity, RNA polymerase II-specific
Source: RefSeq, a predicted model, not a curated record
CUCCCCCUCUCUCUCCCCCUCUCCGGAGGACCGACUCGCCACACGCCGACUUUGUCCUGCACACGAGAUUCGGCCGAGGCCCCCCUUCACUUUGCCGCAUUUGUGUCUGGGAGGCCCAUCCCCGCCCCGUCAUGUCCCUUUAGCUGCCCUGCGUGAUGCCUGAUCAUGACAGCACCACCCUCCUAACCAGACAGACCAAGCGCCGACGUGUCGACAUCGGGGUGAAGCGGACUGUGGGCAGCGCACUAUUCACCCACGCCAGGGAGACCCUGCUCAACGCCAUGAAUCAAACGCACGGCCCCGACCAGGACGGAGACUGCGCGCUGGUCAGUCACGGCCACGGGGGCCACGGGGGCAACGGCGGUGACGGGGAGAAGUCCAACGUCCUGAGGAAGUUGCUGAAGAGGGCCAACUCCUACGAGGACUCCAUGAUGCCCUUCCCCGGGGCCACCAUCAUCUCCCAGCUGUUGAAGAAUAACAUGGGAAAGAACGGAGGGAGCGAUUCAGGCUUCCAGGGGAGUGGUACUCUGUCCAGCGGAGGCUCAGAGAUCCAGGCAGAGGAUGCCUGCAGCAACUCCUCCUCCCGUGACCAGGACAGCCCUUCCGACUGCCUCUCCCCGGGGCCUCCUCUCCCCCCUCCCCCCUCCUCCUUCGGACGGCCUCCCCCACCUGCCGCCAGCCUCAACACCCACCCUCCUCCCCCGCCGCUCUCCCUAUCCUCUUUCGACCUGGAAAGGCUGUCUGACGAGCACCUGCGGGCCAAGCGGGCGCGCGUGGAGAACAUCAUCCGCGGCAUGAGCCACUCGCCGCUGGUGCGUCAGAGCCGAGACGGCGGCCACGAGAGCGACAGGAACGGCAGCAAAAGCAAUGGCAACGGAAGUGGCACCGCCGGCGGCGGCAACAGCAAAGACCAUCGGGGGGAAGACAGUGGCGGCGGCGGCCACAACGGCGGCCACAGCCUUAACCACGGCCACCGCGACUGCCCACCGUCGCUCCUGGGCUCCCCGGGGUCCCGUGGCGGUGCGGCCGUCACGGUCGGCGAAGUGUACCGCGAGAACAAGCGGAAGCAGCGGCUGCCCCAGCAGCAGCACAGCUUCACCCAGCUGGUUUGUACCCGGCAGGAGCAGAGACAGGAGGAGAGACGGCAGCUCAAACUGCAGCUGGAGGACAUGCAGAAACAGCUCCGGCAACUCCAGGAGAAGUUUUACCAGAUCUAUGACUCGGAGACAGAGGAAGAGGAGGAGAACGGAGAGAGCGGAGAGCUGGACCGCGGAGGGGAGAGAGAGGAGGAUGGCAACCUGUCUGAGGACAGCAUCCGCUCUGACGGCCUGGAGGAGCGGCACCGCGAGAGGAGCCGCCGCCGCAGCCACGACGAGUUGUCCGAGCUGGACCCGGGGCUGUUCCUGGACCGGGCCAGAGCCCUCCUCCAAGAACAGGUGCUGAUGGACAGAGACAUGGAUGAGGAAGAAGAAGGCAGGGAGGAGGAGCAGAGGAAUGGCGAGAGGGUGAUGAAGAGAGGAGGAGCAGCAGGAGCGGGACGAGGAGGAGGGAGGCAGUUGGCGGAGACUCUGAAGCAGGAGCUGAACUGCGCCGUGUCGCAGGUGGUUGACACCGUCGUCAAGGGCUUCUCCUCUCCAAAGCAGACCACCAGUCAUCACCACAGUCACCACGGCAACACACCCACCGCCCCUUCCUCUUCCUCCAACUCCUCCUCCUCCUGCCCGCCGCCCUUUGGCCCCCUCCCCUCCCUCACUCCGGACUCCCGCUUCGGGGGUGGAAGCAGCGCCCUGGCCCUCAGUCUGAAUGGCGACGCCAGCCCCGCCCCCAACUACCACUCCUCCAAUCAGAGGCUCCACUGCUUCGGCGACGUCAUCGUGCCCAGCCCACUGGACUCCUUCAGCGGGCUGAGCAGCCUGCCAACUCCAAACGACCAGACUGAGGCGCUGCCACUAGUGGUGCGCAAGAGCGGUGCUGGAGUGGGCGAGGGCAACAACCCCUCCCUCCCACCACCACCGCCUCCCCCGACGCACCAUCCCUCCCUCCACCCAUCCCCACUCUCUGCUGCCUCACUUGGGUUCAGCCCGCCGUCUUUUCGCCACCCCUUCCCUCUCCCACUCAUGGGCUACCCCUUCCAGAGCCCCCUGGGAUCUCACGGCGGCGGGCCCGGCUACCCUCCGGGGCCCAAAGACCACCACCGCUCAUCCCCCGACUCCAUGGACAUGACCCGGGAAACCAUCAGCCUCAGAACCAAAAUGGCCGCCCUGGGAGGGGGCCAUCUCAGCCACCACCUCCACAGGCAGAGCUCCCCGAGCCAACAUAGCGGCGGGCCUGAGGGCCUCUCGCUCUCCCUCAUCAAGUCCGAAUGUGGGGACCUGCAAGACAUGGCCGACAUAUCACCCUUCUCAAGCAGCACCAUCCAGGAGGGCUUGUCUCCGAACCACCUGAAGAAGGCCAAGCUCAUGUUCUUCUACACCCGCUACCCUUCCUCCAACAUGCUCAAAAUGUACUUCUCUGACGUCAAGUUCAAUCGCUGUAUCACCUCCCAGCUGAUCAAGUGGUUCAGUAACUUCCGUGAGUUCUACUACAUCCAAAUGGAGAAGUUCGCCCGGCAGGCCAUCAACGAGGGGACGACCGGUGCCGAGGAGCUGGCGGUGGGCCGCGACGCCGAGCUCUUCAGGGCGCUCAACAUGCACUACAACAAGGCCAACGACUUUGAGGUACCGGAUCGGUUCCUGGAGGUGGCACAGGUCACCCUGCGGGAGUUCUUCAAUGCCAUCGUGGCCGGCAAGGAUGUGGACCCAUCCUGGAAGAAGGCCAUCUACAAGGUGAUCUGCAAACUGGACAGCGAGGUCCCUGACAUCUUCAAAUCCCCAAACUGUCUACAAGAGCUCCUCCAUGACUGACUAGGGCAGCAGAGAAAGGCUCAAAUUCGAGACAAAUCUCAGAGGAGUGUGAGAAGACUCUGAGGAGAGCGCACAAAAAAUGCCGAAGGUGUGUGUGGGGGGGGGGACUUGUUGGAGGUCUUCACCGCAAACGGAAAAGAUUUCAAGAUGUUUGAUGACAUUUGAGAACAGGGAGGAGAGCAAGGAAGUGACCGUACAACCGAGGUGUCCUCGGAGAAAUUCUUGUUUUGGGUGGCCAAACUUUUACAGACAUGAACAAGGGUGGUCAAAACUGACCCUCGUUAUGUUACAUAUAUAAUAUAUAUAUAUAUGAAAAGAAAAUCCUGUUGAGCGACGAGGUAGGAAACUCAAGAUUCACCAUCAGAUGACAAACAAGCUAAUGCGGUCGAAGACUUUUACGAAUCAAAAAAGCGAAGGAGACGCUCCUCCCUCCCUUUGCACUUAAUGGGGAAGAGCUUCCCUGCGACGUCUCCCCGUCUCCCUUUGACCCUUCACCUCCUCCAAAGCUCCCCCUUCGCUCAUGUCUGAAGGGACAAAGGGACGAGGAGUGCGGUGAACGAGUCCUCCGCUGGGAGACAAGAGAAGAGAAGAUAAUAUAUGGAAUCUUUUUAUUGUGGAUGUUUUUAGGUUACUCGGACAUUUUUGAAAAGUGAUGUUUCUGUAUUAUUUUUUUCCCCUCCUUUUUAUGGACUUACGGCGUCUCUUCUACAAAAUGCUUGGUGUCACACACGCACACACACACAUACACACACACACGCAGAAACACACUUGUGUGCGCACAUACUACACACAGGAGCACAUGAACAGGCUUUAGCGUGUACACACACACACUCACACACACACACACAUCUUGAAUAAAGCACAGUAGCAUUCCUAAACCCCCGGUCCUGACCCGAACCUAGAAAAAAAAAGACUUACCUGUCGUUUAUUUUCCCCUAUUUUCCUCCUCUUUUUACUUCUUCCUCUUCUUCUUCUUGUACCAAGACUCACUGGGUGUUUGUUUUGACUGUGUGGCUCCCUACCCAUCCCUGGCCGCCCCUCUUGGCACGCAUUUCAUUCACGGGGCCCGAAGAGCAGACGCCCCAAAAGCACGUUUGACCAGAAUCAGGCAACAUCGGUCAUGAAACGCCUCUCCACUGUCGGCGCCAUAGCUUCACGUUACUACAACAACUAAACUAAACACCAGCCGUUCUGCUGCAACACCAGAUAGACAGGCUAAGAACCUUUUUAUUGUCCUCUCUUUUGCACCACUAGGAGCACAGAGGGAUAAUCCGACUGUAGUUAAUGUCACGUACCUUGACUGUUGAGUUUCGGUUUGCCUUUUCAGCCCCACUUCAUUCGGCGUGAUCCGGAAUAAGCCUGCAUGACCCUGCAAAGGAGUACGCAGGUAAUUAAAAAAUGCAUGGAUGACUCUACUGUAGAGCACCAAUGAAUGCCAAUGCAGAAGAGGUGCAGGACGUGGGGUGUUGUAAGACUUCCCGCGCUAGUUAUUUCUACAUCUUUAGCGAUGAUUUUACUCAUCUUAAUGUUACUCGCGUGCAGGACGUGCGUUUCGUAUCAUGACCGUUGAGCCCCAAAAAGUACCUAGUCACAAUCCCAUUGUCUGAUUAUUGUUGUACUAGACUGCCGUUAUUUUUUACAAUCAGAAAGGAGACAUUUCCAGUAAGAAAAGAAAAAAAACCUGACAAAGACAGGUAAAGAAAUACGCAUAAAACUCGACUUCUCUGGCGGAGGGAAAAUCUGCUCCCUUGAAUGAAAUAUCGAGAUUUAAACGAGAGGAAAACGCGUCGCUUUCGUUCUUUUAUCCAAGGCGCUUACGUUACUAAGCAACCAAAAACUGCGCCUUGCGAUGACGUAAGCGACUACGACACACAUGCGACAUACGGUCCAAAUCACAAGCGGCCUGGGGCGGUCUGUUGAUUUGGCCAUUUCGUGCGGAAACGCUGCGGUGAUUUAGCAGUAAACCUCGCCGACCAAACCAACUUCACUUAGAGAAAGGCGGAAACAAAGAUCAACGUAUUUCCAGCGCCAUAAUCUCCCCAUAGUAGCGUCACUGCUAGGUCCGCCAUGGGCGGAAGGGGUGGAGCAAAUCCCGUGAAGCUGAUUGGCUAAUCCUUGUCACGUCAUCUGCGGCGCGUUCGAAAAAUAGAUGACGUUUCCCCCCCAGCAAAGCGGAACAAGAACGUGUCGCACGCGUUUUGGAGUACGUUUGUCGCGCGUCUCUUUGGAAAAUAAUGGCAUUUUGCGCGCAGAAGACGCAACGUGUGUGAGCGGCCCCUAAUUUUACACGUUUUAAAUAAUGCAUUUUGGAGAAAUGACGCCCGGGCCAGGCCACUCGACCGGCGGUUCAGAAUGGCACGUGGGAGUUUGGAUCUGCGUCUUUCUGUGUCUGCAGAGUGAUCCGCACUGGACCAGACGGGCCAUUUCAAUUUAGUCUCAUAAAAUACAAUCCAUGCACGUUACAAUAUGAACAUCAGAGCAAAACACCAUUUGAACAAAACAAAACAAACACAACAAUCCCCUCAACAUCGCUCCCAUUCAUUCAUAGGCAUUUUUUGUUAGUGUACGCAACAACAACAACGACAGCACAUUUUUCACUUCAUGGGUGCCCUACCCCGGAUGGAUGCCCCGGUGCAACCUAUAGACAGCCACCAGUUCACUGCAUGCACACUCUAAACCUGCACAGCUUGGCGUCCUUAAGUCUUUCUCAGUCCAACUCCAUCCAUCGUUCACAUGUUGAAAUGUACAAAUGCUGAAUUUCAUCCUUCAUCUACUUCGUCCCGGGUUAACAACUCACAAAUGAUAGCUGGGUGAACAGGACUUGUUUCCUCCGUCUGCUCCGGGCCGCCCAGGGGGGGCCUCCUGUACCGGCCAGGCCCCGUGUGAAGUGUUCUCAAGGUUUUAACGGCUGAAAAAAAGAAAAAAAAGGAGAGAGAAAAAAAAAGACAAAUGACAACAUGCUGAUAUUUGUAGCUUGUAUAGAUGUAAGGAUUACUCGGAUCACUCUGACGUUAUUAUUUAUAAUUGAAAUAAUUAUUCCUAUUAAUGUUAUUAUGAUGAUGAUGAUGAUUAAUGCUUGCUACAGAUUUGACCAGUGGUUUACUCAUUGUUUAUCCAUCACACUGCAACGAGAAAUAAAUUAUUCUUUGAAAAAACAAACAAA